This is a messenger RNA of Acipenser ruthenus (sterlet), 3846 nucleotides long. RefSeq names its product chemerin-like receptor 1. Gene Ontology annotation, biological process: inflammatory response; positive regulation of cytosolic calcium ion concentration; complement receptor mediated signaling pathway. Gene Ontology annotation, molecular function: G protein-coupled receptor activity; complement receptor activity. Bases 201 to 1241 code for a protein of 346 amino acids. NCBI's taxonomy places the organism in Eukaryota, Metazoa, Chordata, Actinopteri, Acipenseriformes, Acipenseridae. Gene Ontology annotation, cellular component: plasma membrane. The transcript is spliced from 2 exons. The record is from RefSeq and is a predicted model, not a curated record.
AAUCCUGAACCAGUCCCUUUGUGAGCAUUAAAGGCUAGGUGAGCUUAUGUACACAACACGUCUGCUUUAUCAAACCAUGUGUGCACAGCAAACAUUGUAACUGGGUCUGGAGGAAAAGAAAAAAGUUUGCAGGAAAACACUUUUCUUCACUCAAGGCAGUUGGAUUCAAUGAAAGGUUUGACGUCAGGACAAAGGAAAGAAUGGAAGAUCCUGCGCCCUCAAGCUCCUCAUCCCACCUCAAAAGGGAAUCCAACGGCUCUUCUCAAGCAGAGGAAGUGAUGCACAUCGUAGCCGCUGUUGUGUACACCCUCAUCUUCCUGCUGGGCACCACCGGAAAUGGCCUGGUCAUCUGGAUAACUGGUUUCAAGAUGUCCCGAACAGUCAACUCCAUCUGGUUUCUCAACCUGGCCAUCGCCGAUUUCAUCUUUGCUGCCCUACGGCCUUUUGCAGUGGUGAGGGAAGCGAUGAGGUCCCAUUGGCCCUUUGGCUCAACUCUUUGCAAGGUCAACGGCUUUGUUAAGUACCUCAACAUGUACGCCAGUGUCUUCAUCCUGACAACUAUCAGCAUUGACCGCUAUGUUUUGGUCGUCCAUCCUGUUUGGUCGAGAAACAACCGGUCCACUAGAAAGGCCUCCAUCAUCACCAUAGUUGUGUGGAUCAUUGCAACCUUCUUCAGUGUGCCUUAUAUAUUUCUGAGAGAUGCGGUGAUGGAUUCAAGAGAUCACAACAAGACCAGAUGCGACUUCAGCUUCCUCGAUGACUCGGAUGAUAAAAGGAGAAUCAAUCUGGCUUUGUAUGUUACUCGUUUCACCUUUGGAUUUCUAGUACCCUUUGUGGUCAUAACCACCUGCUACGUGAUCAUUUGCUUGAAGAUCAAAGACAGAAACUGGUCCAAUUCAAACCGGCCCUUCAUAAUCAUUGUGGCUACCAUCGUCACCUUCUUUGUGUGCUGGAUGCCCUACCACGUCUUUAACUUUUUGAAGACUACCAACCUCCCGAAGCAGUUUCUCAAAGUUGGGUACAGGAUAUCCACCAGCAUAGCCUACCUUAAUAGCUGCCUCAACCCUCUUAUGUACCUUUUUGUGGGCUACAGUUUCAGGGAAAGGGGGGGAGUAUCUCUUCUUUCAGCCCUCAAGAGUGUUUUUGCUGAUGAACCAAACCAGGUAAAACUGAACUUAAGUUCUGAGAGUCUGCGUCUGACGCUACGUAAAAUGACUGGUACAUUCACUAGUAAAGAAUAAUUGUUGACAUUGCUCUACUGUUGCCAAGCAAGUUUCCCACCCUUUGAAAGGUCCAGUCCUUCACCAAUGUGGAAGCUUCAUUAGUCUGCACUACCUCACAGUAGCAGAUCGCUGUAAUUUUCUGAUUUCAUUUUUUAGUUAAAAUAACAGCCUAAACACCCAAGUCCUUUAUUUUCAACUUUCUAAAUAAAUGUUACUGUUAAACCCACGUUUAUUUUAGUAAGUAUUUAUUCACAAUGGAUCGGGACGUGAGAAAAUCCAGACUUUGCAAAGGAUUAUUGUGGCGUUUCAUGGAAUGUUGUAAACGUAGAGAUUGGUAUGGAUGUAUUUUAUUUGACCUUUGCUGCACUUACAUAAAUUGUUUGUGUUAAUUUUUGUUUCAAUUAAAAAAAAAGUUUUUAAUGACCUCUAAGGUUAACUGGCAUAAAGUCAUUGUAAAGAAGUAGCUGAGUUGGUAGUCUGAAUAAAACAGGAGUUUUAAAGUUGUCACAUGGCCUGGCAUUGGUCUAACGCUCUGCGUCCAGGUCUCUCCUGAUAACUACUUUAUUAAUCGCAUGAAUGAAAAAGUCAUGACUCAAACUGAUAACUCUUCAGCUAGACUAGAUGUAAUCUGCUAGCCACAAAUAAAUUAUGAUUAGCUGCAUGGAUUUCUGGUUGAGUCUACCAGGUUUGAUAGGAGGCUGUGUAGUCCAGUGGUUAAAAAAAGGGCUUGGAACUAGGAGGUCCCCGGUUCAAAUCCCACCUCAGCCAGUGACUCAUUGUAUGUUAACCUCAGCAAGUCACUUAACCUCCUUGUGCUCCGUCUUUCGGGUGAGACGUAGUUGUAAGUGACUUUGCAGCUGAUGCAUAGUUCACACACCCUAGUCUGUAAGUUGCCUUGGAUAAAGUAUACUGCGUAUAUUUGCCAUCUGCUAAAUAAACAAAUAAUAAGAAGAAUUUAAUUCCAUAGCUGAUUAAUGAUCAGGGUACAGUACAUCAGAUGACAUGCACUUGAAUAUUCAAGUUGUAUUUGUGUUUGUCUUCUGAUGUACUGCAUACAGUAUUGUACAGUAAUUGCACGACUGGCAUACUUUGUGAAAAAGAAAUACCACAUUGCUUUGCUACCACAUGUGACCACUGAAACGUAUUGUUAAAUAAAAUUUUACAAAAAAAAUCAUUUUGGGUGUCCAUUUAAAUUUAGCUGCAGGACAAAAAUUAUUAUUAUUAUUUGUUUAUUUAGCAGACGCCUUUAUCCAAGGCGACUUACAGACUAGGGUGUGUGAACUAUGCAUCAGCUGCAGAGUCACUUACAACUACGUCUCACCCGAAAGACGGAGCACAAGGAGGUUAAGUGACUUGCUCAGGGUCACACAAUAAGUCAGUGGCUGAGGUGGGAUUUGAACCAGGGACCUCCUGGUUACAAGCCUCCUGAUUACUAGCCCCUUUCUUUAACCACUGGACCACACAGCCUCCUAAAUAUAAAACAUUAAAUGUUUAAUAGGGGCGUACCGAUACUUGUACUCAUAAUUGCCUUUAAUAAGAUUUUAUUUGCAGGUAUUAAAUAAAUAUGUUCAUGUCCUUCCCUCACCUUUACAACUGAACACCAAUCAAUGGCAAUCAACUUCCGUAUUGAGUGUUUUACAACCCGAUUGGAACAGAAUUUUCCUCUCAUCCGGAGCGCUGACAUUUUUACUGCUGUACCGAAACUGUAAACUAUUACCUAAAUAAAUAAAAGAAAACAGGUUUGUUCUAAAUUCUGGGUGUGACAAAAAUGUGCCGCUAAUCAUUGUAUAUCUCGAGUUUAAUCAUUUGUUUAACAAAUAGAUGAAAUUCUUGCAUAGGAAAACAACAGUUUAAAUAUGAAACAAUCAUUCAGCACUUCUUUUCCUCAACUUGCAUUUGAUGGGACAGGAAGCCAGUUCUUUGCAUCAAGAGUUUUUCUUUCUCCGGAACAACAGGACACAAUACACCUGCAGGGGUAAGGUUUGUUUUUAAAAGGUCACUUCUGUUUUUUGACAGUAAAUAAUUUCAUUAUUAUCAGUCCCGUACAGCAGGAACUAUUUAAUGGCCCUGUAAAUCUUGACUUACCUGAGAAGAAGAAGUACAGUUUGUGAAAACAUCCCUGUAUAAAGGAAUGCAUCAUAAAAAUAGCACAGAUGUACCUGAUUAUAUAUCAGUUAUAGCAUACGCUAUUUAAGGAGUGUUUUUCGAAGUUACAAGCUGAUAUUUUAAAUACAUGACAAACGGCCCGUUAUAAAAAGCAUUAUACAGCCAAUAUACAGUAUAUUGUAGUUAUUGUAGUAUAUAUUGUAGCUCUAAAAUAGUACAUGCUUUAAAGCAGGCCUUUCAGAGUACUGUUGCUGGAAAUUAAAUAGCAGAGAACUGUGGCAGGGUGAAGGAUGCAGGUAGCAACAAACAAACUUUGAACGCUCAGACUGGGUAUAAAUAGGGGCUCCCAAGGAGAAAAAUGAAAAAAAAAAAAACACCAAUCAGCUGACGAUACAGAACAAAAACAAAGGAUGUCUGUUUCGAGAAAAUUCAUAUUCGGAGCCAGGAAAGAAAUUAACUUUUCUGAUACGAAUGUUUUGUUGUUUAUCUAUAGUAUGAAACAACCACUUCUGUGAAA